AUGUGGGAUAAAGGAACUUGGUCUGUUGAAGUGAAACAGCCCGAACUUCAAAUAUCAAGAUCGUAUACGCCGCUUCCUCCAAUCAAGCCGGUUGAUUAUAGCGAAUUGAGGUUCUUGAUUCGUAAGGAGCAUAAAGGGGAAGUCUCGGGGUAUCUGCACAGUAUGGGGCUCAAUUCGCAAAUGGAGUUACGAGGUCCGCACCCAGGAUUUGAUAUACCAGAGAACGUUGCAGAGGUUGUGUUUUUAGCUGGGGGAACGGGAAUCGCGCCUGCAUUGCAAGCUGCCUACACUACGCUCGAAAGAAGGAAUGCGGAAGCAAGGGUCAGAAUUGUGUGGUCAAACCGCUGGAGAGACGACUGUGAAGGUGGAGGACAACUGGACAACAUGGAUCGGAAACAGGCUGGACUUAUUGUUCAAGAAUUAGAGGUUCUCCAGAAAAAGCAUCCUGGCCAGCUCACCGUUGACUACUUCGUGGACGAGGAGAAAACUUUUUUGAAUCAGAAGAAGAUAUCACAACUCACAAACACGUCGAGGAGGAGCAAUUUUGAAGGGACAAAACUUCUAUUUAUCUCUGGACCAGAAGGAUUCGUCAAUCACUUCGCAGGCCCAAAGAGAUGGGAAGAUGGGAGAGAGGGCCAGGGCAAAGUUGCAGGAGUAAUUGGAAAGAUGGCACUUCGUGAUUGGAUAAUUUGGAAGCUCUGA
This is a messenger RNA of Hyaloscypha bicolor E, 702 nucleotides long. Its product is annotated as ferredoxin reductase-like protein. NCBI's taxonomy places the organism in Eukaryota, Fungi, Ascomycota, Leotiomycetes, Helotiales, Hyaloscyphaceae. The transcript has a single exon. The record is from RefSeq and is a predicted model, not a curated record. Gene Ontology annotation, molecular function: oxidoreductase activity. The coding region runs from base 1 to 702 and encodes 233 amino acids.